GUCCUACCGGUCAAUCUGCGAGUUUUUAGCUUUCUUACUUUGCCAAAUCAAACAAACUAUUCUAGACCCGGUCUAGUAUAGUUUGACCGGUCAAGUAAUUUACACCAUCAUUUUUGGCGCCACCCGUGGGACCGUUAAGGUUUCUUCUCCUAAACACAAACCUACCCACCAAAACACCACUCGAAAUGUCUUCCAGCCAACAAAUCAACGCUACUUCCGCUCAGGUGCAAGCCACCAAGGAGGGCGCCAGCAUCCCUGUGGCUGCUACCAUACCGGUCAUUUCUCCCCCGGUGUUGCCUUUGGGUCUGAGCUCUGUCUCGACGGCCAGCGUGAUCAGUCCCUUCGUGACCCCCGUCCCUUCCGCUGGACCGAGGGUAACGUUCCCACCAAGCAUGACUCAGUUCAUGAAUGACUCAGCCAACCUACAGGCCAUCCAGGGCUUUGGCCAGGUCAUGGCCAUGUGCCAGCAGAACGGGGGGAUGCCAUUCCUCCCUGGUAUGUUCCCAUUCGCCCUUCCAGGCGCGGGGACCAUGCCCCUACAAGCUCCGAUGGUGGUGACGUCGUUCCAGACGCCGGUGCCACAACCAUCACCUUUCCAGCCCCAGCUGGUCAGCACCAUGGCCCCUGUCAACUUGGCCGGCGCACUUAACGGCGCGGGGCCGUCGCGUCCCCCGCAAGCUACGGAUCCGCAGGUCACUCCUGAUGGCUUCACGGGGGACACCGUUGAGGCUGAAGGAUCCAUAGUUCUACCGGUCGAACUAGGAUCAGGUGAAAAGACCGUGCGGAAGAAGAUGCGGUUCAUAGUUGUGGACAUCAAAUGCGUCCACAACGCAAUUCUAGGAAGGCCAGGCAUCAAUAAAGUCGGGGCGGUGAUUUCCAUGCCUCAUCUAUGCAUGAAGUUCCACACUCCAAGUGGUGUGGGUGAGGUGAAGGGCGACCAGAGGAACGCCCGGGAGUGCUAUGCCCGGGCAGUCAAGAAAAUGACCAGGGGGGUUAAUGUCAUCUCCCAGGAGAUCACAAAGGGAGAGACCCGGGAGAAACUGGAGCCCGAGGCUGAGACGGUGGAAAUCGAACUUCACCCGGGUGAUUCUUCCAGGAUGGUCAGAAUUGGAGCAAAUCUCCCCGAGGAUCUCAAGGAGCAGAUUACACGGGUCCUCUAAGAAUACACGGGCAUAUUCGCGUGGAGCGUGACGGAUAU
Cuscuta campestris is the source of this 1198-nucleotide messenger RNA. Lineage: Eukaryota; Viridiplantae; Streptophyta; Magnoliopsida; Solanales; Convolvulaceae. The record is from the annotation of a GenBank genome assembly.